Messenger RNA from Pelobates cultripes (western spadefoot toad), 531 nucleotides. Lineage: Eukaryota; Metazoa; Chordata; Amphibia; Anura; Pelobatidae. The record is from the annotation of a GenBank genome assembly.
AUGAGCCGAGAACAGCACAUAAGAAGAACUGACAUGGGGGGCGUGGCCAACCACAGAGCUGCAUGGCCGUGCACUAACUCAGCUGUAAGUGAAUCCACACUAAUCGGAGAUGAAACGACACUAUGGGGAACCCCAACAGUAAAAAAUCUGGUACAAAAAUGGGGCUCCUUAACCCGUUACUUUAGAGAUUCCUCGGACCGUGAGGCCGGAGCAGAGGUAAUCAAGAUGACUGCGAUGGAAUCAGAAAACGACAUAGAGCCGUCUAGCCCGGUGAACUCCGAGAUCUCCAACAAAUCUCUGGAAUCAAGAAGAGAUGCAGACAUCAGGGACUUAUUGAGAAACCUGCCAUCGAAAGCAGACUUAGCUUCUAUGCUGGGUAAGCUGGAGGCGACAUUUCAAAACAAGAUUGAAACUAUUGAAGCUGAAGUGCAACAGGUUAGUCAUCUUGUUACAGACCUAGAGGAAGAGAGGGACGUCAUACAGGCCCAAAUCACCUCUCUUAUACAUUGGAAUCCCAAACAAGUGCUCUAA